AUGCAAGUUUCGAUCUUGAGGUGGAGCCUGCUGAUGGCCAGCAUCAUGACACUCGGCUCAGUGGAUGCGAUCGUCACGCCCUGCCAACAAAUCGGCGGAUGCACGCGGUACUUCAAUGACCAUCGACUGCUCGAGCUUCCCGUGGGACGAUGCAACACCCAAUACACCUGCACCCAGGGCCAUACCCACUUGUGCACCCAAAAUAGGGAACAAUGGCAUACGCCCGGAACGUGCGGCCACGUCCGUGUGGGCACCCGAUGCACCGCUCCUCAUCAGAAUCAUCAUAAUCCUCAUGCUCAGGUCUUAGAAUAUGUUUAUGUGACGAUAGAAAAACGAUAG
Puccinia graminis f. sp. tritici CRL 75-36-700-3 is the source of this 339-nucleotide messenger RNA. RefSeq lists its product as uncharacterized. The transcript has 2 exons. Lineage: Eukaryota; Fungi; Basidiomycota; Pucciniomycetes; Pucciniales; Pucciniaceae. The record is from RefSeq and is a predicted model, not a curated record. Bases 1 to 339 code for a protein of 112 amino acids.